GAUUUUUCCUAGAUACAUCGAAAUAUGUAUGUUAAUCCAAUCAUAACAUUGGUUGGUUGUUUAGGCCUCUGGUGGAAGUGUUAACAUUGUGCGUCUCUCCUUUCUGUUAUAGAAGAUUUCUUUCUCUGUGCGUUUUCGGAUUUUCCAAUGAAAGAUUUCAUUUAGAGUAGCCCGCUAUCUUAGAGUUGCAGAAGUUUGAAGUUGGGAAUGUUUGAGAUUGACUUGAAAUUAAGUCAAACUCAAGUCAAUUUUUCUGAAAAAUAAGUGAAAUCUAACUGGAAAAUGGUUACAAGUUUGAAAAUUUAAACUGUUUGUCAAACCAGUUUGAAAGAGUUUGAGAAAUAAUUUAUUUGGUAGAUAUGCCUUGAAUGUGUAAAAUAUUUAUGAUAAAUAUAGUAAGUAGGUAAAAAAGUACCUACAUCAAUUAAAAAAAAUACAUUAUUUUAAACUUUUUUCAAUCAACUCCAUCUUGUCACCUCAAAAUUCAUCGUGAAAGGUAAAGUGAAAAGUAGGUGAAUGCUGUGAUCUCCCUUUCGUGUUCUUUCUUGAUGAGAUGAUCACAAUUGGCGAACGAGAUCAUGUGAUUUAACACCUUUAGACUUUUUCUUCCAGGGUUCGUGCAAGUUAAGGACUGUGCCAAUGCUUCACAAUUGAUUUAAAAGCUUAAAGAUGGAAUUUGUGAAGUUAUCGAAGACCAUCAACCGCAAAUGUGCGAAUUGGCCAUGGAAGAUUUCAUGAGAAAGAUAUCGUUUUCCAUCUUUAAUGGCAGUCAUAAUAAACAUCCAUUGAUUUCUCCCGAAAUAUACUCGUUUGUUUUAAUAUCAAGAUUAAAUUUCUUCUUUAAAACCCAUUUACUCAUUAUUAGAUCAUUGAAAAAAAAAACUUUCAGCUUUGGGUAUUUCAAAUCAGAAUUGAUCCUGGUGACUUCAAUAUAAACCACCUACAACACCUAUUUGUCCACUGUCAACCACAGAGUCCAAUUGAAAAUAAUAUCCACUUAUUGUCCAAUUUCAAAUUAGCUACAGUAAAUCUUAUUAACGAAAUAAUUGAUGUAAUCUAGAAAAUAAUAGACAUAAAUUAGGUCAUCUCAUUGGAUUUAUAGGUCAGUUCAGACGAAUCGUUUUCUAACUCUAGAUGGCAGAUAACAAAAUGGUGGCAAUAAUAUUAUUCACUUUGAUUUCCCUUGUUGCAGGAGAUAAACAUGUAUGUAUGAUAAAUGCCUGUGAUAGUUUGAAGGAAGGGAAAUUAUUUGCCGAAGAAUUUGGGCUCGAACUGAUGCAAAAUAUGACCAGCAAUCUGCUCAACAAUUUGGAAAGGCGAAUAAGAUCUCUGGAGCAACCAGUGUGGAUAAUCUCAAAAGAGAACAACAGGUGGUUAGAGUGCUCAAAAGGUCCUUGCACAUGCUUGCCAGAAACAAAGUCCAUAAGCUGCUGGCAACAGAAUAUAGCUUCUUUACCCUCCGAACAGGUGAUUCCUCACGAUGUCUCAGUUAUUUUACUUCUAGAGACCUAGGCAUGAAUAAACUUACAACAAUCAAUAAAGACGCAUUCAAACAUCUCCUGUUCUUGACGGAAUUGGACCUUUUUGAUAAUCAGUUGGACUACUUACCAGAAUCGGUAUUCGAUGACCUUGAAGAUUUGAAGUAUCUCCGAUUACACAAGAACUUCCUCUUGGAUUUUCACAAGAACAUAUUCUGGGGGUUGAGAAAUGUAAAAACUCUAGACAUUUCCUUCAAUAGACUGAGGAACAUACCAGAAGAUAUAUUCACGGUUAGUCAAGAUGUGAUUAUGCUACACUUAUCUGGAAAUACACUACAAACCCUUCCAGAACUGUUGUUCAAUAACUUAAAGUACCUGGAGGACCUAGAUAUAAGUAAUAAUGACUUACGAUACCUUCCAAUAGGUGUAUUUCGAGAUCUCAAUUCUUUGAAGAGGUUAAAUUUAGCUGAAAACCAGUUGAAUGCUUUUAAUGAAGGUAUUUUCGAUACUUUAGCCAACUUGGAAUAUCUGAAUUUGAGGAAGAAUAGAAUUUCUCAUAUUUCUAGAAGAUUACUGGGGAAUAUGCAUAAUCUUAAGAUCCUCCAACUCGCUUCGAAUAAAAUCGACAAGCUCGACUUAGAUACGUUUCAAGAUCUCACAGAACUUACAGAAUUAAACCUGGGACAGAAUUACAUACUCGAUCUGCCGGAAGGACUUUUCAUCCAAAAUGGAAAAAUUGAGAAAUUGAUUCUCUACUCAAAUUCUCUAGUUGAUUUGAAAGAGAAGUCUUUGAUGGGAUUGGACAAUCUUUCAGCCUUAUUAAUGAACAACAAUUUGCUGGAAAACAUUCACCCUGAUGUUUUUUUGUACGCACCGAAUGUUCAGAAGUUGCAUUUAGACAGCAAUAAAUUCCGAUUUUUGCAACCUAACACUUUGGAUCCUCUAAAAAAUAUAACGUCAAUCAAAAUGACAAAAAAUCAGUGGCAUUGCGAUUGCAAUAUUCUGUACCUUGCACUAUGGGUUUCUGACAAUAACAACAAACUAUGGGAUUCUCAGCCAAGCUGUAGAGGGCCAGGUGAUCUAGGUGGUAAACUCUUAAAGAACAUGAGAUUCCAACAUCUUUGCGAAGGACAGUGGGCCAGCAUGAUCAAUCUGGCACCUAGAAUUCCAAUAAAACAUAAUUCUGUGAAAGAAGGAGACAAGUCGAGGGAUAGUACUUUCCACAAAGACCAAAACUAACAUUUUGUAUCUUCGAAUAUUUUCUCAGAAGAAGCUGGAACACAAUCAAUACUUACCCUAAUUAACAACUUGCUUUGUCUGUUUCUUGCUAUUGAAUUUUGAAUUAUA
Harmonia axyridis is the source of this 2825-nucleotide messenger RNA. Its product is annotated as carboxypeptidase N subunit 2-like. Gene Ontology annotation, cellular component: extracellular matrix. The transcript is spliced from 8 exons. The coding region runs from base 1401 to 2717 and encodes 438 amino acids. The record is from RefSeq and is a predicted model, not a curated record. Gene Ontology annotation, molecular function: protein binding. Lineage: Eukaryota; Metazoa; Arthropoda; Insecta; Coleoptera; Coccinellidae.